Molecule: messenger RNA, 3632 nt
Organism: Corvus hawaiiensis (hawaiian crow)
Lineage: Eukaryota; Metazoa; Chordata; Aves; Passeriformes; Corvidae
Gene: MPL
Product: MPL proto-oncogene, thrombopoietin receptor
Exons: 12
Coding region: 1797-3602 (601 amino acids)
Biological process (GO): hemopoiesis; positive regulation of cell population proliferation; cytokine-mediated signaling pathway
Cellular component (GO): external side of plasma membrane
Molecular function (GO): protein binding; cytokine receptor activity
Source: RefSeq, a predicted model, not a curated record
CACUCCUUGGAAUCCUGUUCCCAUUGGGGUCCUCUGAUAAUCCCCAGGAGCCUCCCAGCAUUCCCAGACAAGUCCCGGGUCUCAUCGUGCCAUGGAGAUGGGUUUUCUUAGGAUCCAGUUGGGAUCUUUUCCCACAGAAACAAUUUAAGACUUGGUCCUGUCCCCAAAGGGAUAUGGAGAACAGACUAUGUCCUUCUUUUGCAUAGCUGCCUCUUGCAUGCUUGAAAAUUGUUCCUGCAGCUUCCAUUCGGUUGCUUGCUCUUCAAAGGGAUGGCCCCGCUCCCCCAGCUGGGUCCUGCGGAGCUGUGCAACUCCACACCCUUCCCAUCCUGGCCAGCUGGCACCUCCCAGCACUGUGCCAAGCCAUCAAGUAACUUCCCACAUCUGGCAAAGUGAUGGCUGUGUUUGACCAGCCUGCUAAAACAUGUGCUGCCGGGGUGACCCUCACGUGCCCGUCCCUCGAGGGUUGCCUGGGCUCUGAGCUGACCCUCCUGCAGCAGCUCCUGUCCCAGGCUUCGGUCCCUCACCUGCAGUGCGGCUGUUUGUUACCCUGACAGCGGGGGGCUUCACCUCUGCUGGCUUCAGCUUGCUCAGCCCUGGACAUGCCAUCCAGCUGCCUGUCCAUCCAUCUUCUGCAGUCCCACGAGAAGCAAGAGCAGCUCCUGCAGAGCCUGGUAUCCCAGCUGGAGACAGGGGCAUUGGCAUUGUCCUUCUGGGCAAGAGUCUUUUAUCCCCAGAAGGUCUCUGAACCCAGUCAAUACCAUUCUGAUUUUCCAUUCUGGCCUCCAGUGCUCUUUGGUGACAACUGCAGCUGUUAGUGAGCAGCCUCUCUGCCCCAUCCCUGAGGUCCCCAGUGAACCAGUGAUGGGGACUGGCCCUCACAAACAGCCUGACAUGUGCCACUGCCUCUGCACCUCCUCUGCUCCUAGCUGGGAAUUGUGUCUGGGGCAGUGUCACCAGUCCUACUCACACCUAGGUCUUUCUGCUUUUUUUAACAUUUGUCUGUGGCAAGUUGGGGCUGGCUGCUCCUGUCUCCCCUGAGUGCCCCUGGUGCUGUCCCCAGCUGCUGGCCUUGGUGCACUGUGGACACAUGUGCAAGUGACUCCUUGUGCCCUGGCUGGUGCCCCCCGGGGCUGCACAACAGUGUUGUGCCCUGGCAGGGUGGAAGACCCUCCAGCCACUGGUACCAAGCGGAGGUAGUGGACUGGCAUGAGGUUGAGCAUGACUGUGGGACCUCACUGUGGUGGCUCUGCUCCUGCACCACCAGCACCAGCACCUCUGUGGGCUCUGCCAGUGCCCCCUGUGCCUGCAGCUCUGCUCCCAGCACAGCCACAGAGACGGUGCCGCUGGCAGAGCAGACCUGGAGUAUGCCAGUGCCAGGCGGCACAGGACACAAGGGAGACAGAUUAGCUGUCCCAUAUCCCAUGCUCCCAUGUGACAGCAGCCCAAACAGCCUGUCCUGCCCCACACAGGGGCCUCCCUGGUUUCUUGGGGGUUGUUUUUCUUCCUACCCCAUCCUCCCAGCAUGCCAGUAGCCACAAGGGCAGGACAUGCUCCGUAUCUGAUAGGAGCAGUCUCUCUUGGCGCUGCGGCCAGCAGCAGAGGGGUUGUGGCAUAGUGGUUUCAGGCACAGGGAAGUGCUGGUGGUGGGGAGGGGGGAGCCCCCAGCCAGGCUUCCUGAGCUGCACAGCCACCACUUCCCAGAUAAAGGUAUCGCCCGGAGGAGCCGCAGCUGCUCCCAGGACACUGGCAAGGACCAAGUGCAGCAUGUGUGGCCCUGGCACACAGGUUGCAGGAUGGCAGCCUGCCUGUGCCAGGUCUGGCAGCUCUCACUGCUCCCUGCCAUCCUGCUCAGCCUCCAAAGCCCACCACCAGCCCCUGAGCCAGUGACAUCCCAAGAUGCUGCACUGCUAGCAGGUGUGUCCGAGGACAUCCUCUGUUUCUCCCGCUCCUUUGAGGACCUCACCUGCUUCUGGGACGAGAAGGAGGAGACAACAACUGGGAUGUGCCACUUCUACUACUGGUACAGCAGGGGUAUGCCCACAGCGUGUGUGGUCUCUACGUGGUACCACGGGGCUGGUGGGAAGCGACAUGUCUGCGUCUUCCCCAGCCAGGACGUGCGGCUCUUCACCCAGCUCCACCUCCGCGUGCUGGAUGCCACCACAAACCAGACCAAGUAUUGGCGGGAGCUCAGCGUGGAUGCAGUGGGUCUCAUUGCCCCCCCAGCAAACAUCACGGCCCGCUGGGCUGGGGCUGCGGGGCAGCUCUGCGUGUCGUGGCAGCCACCACUCGCUGACUUCCCGAACUUCUUCCUCUAUGAGGUGCAGUGCUGCCCUGCCAGCUCCUCAGGGACGCCCUGCAGCACCACACUGAAUCCCAGUGACCCCUCCAUCCAGUUAACUGUCAGCACCCACAUACCAAGGGCCGGGGCAGCCUCCCCAGGAGUGGGGCAGAGGCUGGUCCAAGCCAACACCUGGGUGGUCCUCCAGGGCCUGCUGCCAGGGAUGAGGUACCACAUCCAGGUGCGCAGCAAGCCCGACGGCACGUCCCUCGAUGGCAUCUGGGGGCCCUGGUCACAGGCAGUGGCUGCAGAGACACCCCACUCCUCCGGAGACAUCGGGCUGUGCUGUAGUACUCCUGACCUGCGGCACGUGCACUGCGAAUGGAGCUGGGACCCUGCAGAGCCCCACAGCACCCACCAGCUCUUCUACCGGCCACCUCCAAGUGGGGCUGGCACAAGGGAAGAUGCAUGGCAACAGUGCGAGGAGGUGAGCAGGGGGACAGAGGCCACCCACGCCUGCACCUUCCAGCCCAGGGCUGGCAGUGCCAUCUCCGUCCUGGUGAACGUCACUCGGACCCACAUGCUGCCCACACUCAGCUACUUCAAGGAGCCCUUCUGGCUGCACCAGGCUGUGCUCACAGAUGCCCCACAGCUUGUGCAGGCAACAGUGUCACAGGGCCAGCUGAGCCUGCAAUGGCUGCCACCCCUGGAGGUGCUGGCAGAGGAGUUGGACUACCAGGUCCGCUAUGCCAUGGAGAACAGCCAUGACUGGAAGGUCCUGCAGGUUCCACGAGCAGCUAGGAGAGAAGUCCUGGACCUACGGCCAGGCACCCGCUACCACGCCCAGGUGCGGGCCCGGCCCGGCGGGCCGUGGUACCAGGGCAGCUGGAGCGCCUGGUCCAAACUUGUUGUGGUUGAUGCCAUGGGUGAUGCAGGCUGGCUCAUCCCCAGUGUUACGGUGGUGCCGCUGCUCUUCUUAGCAAUGCUCCUGGGGCUGCGGUGCACCUUCCCCUCCCUCUACAGCAACGUGAAGCAGAAACUCUGGCCGCCCGUUCCUGACCUGCACCGUGCUCUGGGCAACUUCCUCCAGGAGAGCAGCAAGCACGGCCAGGCCAGCGCCUUGGACAAGCAGCCGCCGGAGGAGGCCGUCCUGCCCUGCCUGCUGGAGGUGCUGCCCGGUCCGCGGGGCGAGGCGGGCCCGCCGCCGGAGCACGCUGGGGGCCGCCUGUCCAGCACCGACAUCGCCAACCAGUCCUACCUGCUCAUGAGCGACUGGGAGCCGCGGGGACCCGCGACGGCCCCCGCCCCCGCCCCACCAUAAACGCGCAUCCCCACUCAAACACCCGCCUGG